CUCUUGAAACAUAUGCUAGGCAAUAAGUUCUUCGAUGGUGACAACCAGAAAGGAUUUAUGCCUGCAAAGGCUGGGUGCUUAGAGCAUACAUCACUUUGUUAUGAGGCGAUGCGUGAUGCAAAGACGGCAAAACGCCAAAUUUGCAUUGCGUGGAUAGAUUUGAAGAAUGCAUUUGGUUCAGUGCGCCACAAUCUGAUACAGUAUGCUCUAACCCACUACAGCCUUCCUUUGCAAUUCAGGAAAUUAAUUUUUUCCUACUACGACAGUCUUUGCGCUUUCGUCGUACAACCACACACACCCACCUUUAAUUACAACAUUGGUGUUUUCCAGGGGUGCCCCUUGUCCCCGGUCCUUUUCAAUAUUUGUUUCCAGCUUCUGCUGGACUCACUUGCAGCCCCUGAAUUAAGUUGCCUCUCCUAUGAUUUUAAAUCUGCCCCUUUGCAAGUGUCCCAAACAGCUUUUGCUGAUGACUUAGGCCUCUAUAGCAAAUCUAGUGCAGGUUGUCAAAAACUCAUUGCGGUCACGGAGGACUUUCUCUCGUGGACCCAAUGUAUGCAGGCGGCGCCGCACAAAUGCAAAAGCAGUGCAGCAAAGCUUGUAGAUGGCCGGUACAAACCUUACGAUCCCUGCCUGACAAUGUCAGGGAGGAAGAUCGCUUUCAUUGACACUGCAGAGUUCAAGUUCCUGGGGCGAAGGCUGCAUGCUGAUUGCUCUGAGCAGACCCAGCGGGAAGACAUCCGUCAACUCACUGUAUCUCUCAUGCAAAAAGUAGAUGGCUCUUGGCUUCAAGACCACCACAAGCUAUGGCUUUACCACCAUCUUGUAGUGCCCAAGCUUUCUUGGUCUUUCCAGGUUCUUGAACUCACACAAGGUUUUGUACGUGAACUGCACUUUAUGUGUUUACCAUUUCUGAAGAAAUGGUCAGGCCUACCUCGAUGCGCAAACUCUGCCAUUCUUUUUAUUGGCAGUCGCAAACGCUUUGGCUUACGCCUCCACUACCUUCCUACGGUGUGGAAAAAGUGCCAGUCCAUCAAAUGGCACAUUCUUCGAUCGAGUGGGGACGCGCGCAUGAGGGCGCUGUACACUCUGCGUCGGAGUAAGGAUGCGAAGCUGACAAAGCGAUAUGCGGCGACAAUAGAGCUGGAGUGUGCAGAGGCAUCAGUAGGUUCAGGGACUCUCCGUCCACCGUCAUCUUCAAGUCAUCGUGCAGGGUUGGGUGCUCGUGCUCCGAAGCAGCAUUCCAAACCCCCAAGGAAGGAUCUCCUUCAAACAUUUGAGGAGAUCAACGCGCAGGAGCAGAUUUUGAGGCUGAAGACUCUUCAGGUGCAAGGCAAGUGGUUGGAGUGGACAUCGGUGAUGUGGCAGGACCUCUCGUGGAAAUCCCUUUUGUACGGUGGUACUGGUAAGGAUUUGAAAUUUCUUCUCGCAUCAACCCUCGACGUGCUACCUUCUCCGACGAACCUACGCCGUUGGGGAAACACCGUAGUGGAUCCGUACUGUAGUUUGUGCCGUACCUGGGCCUGUACUACGCGCCACGUGCUUGGCGCUUGUCGCGUAGCGCUGGACCAGGGACGUUACACCUGCACCUGGAGGCACGACAACGUACUCGGGGUCAUCGUCAGGAACAUGCGUGAGGAGAUUCGAAUCCGCACUGCUGCAAACACCGUACAAACCGAAAAUUCAAAUGAGCUUGACUUCAUCUCGUUUUGCAAGGCGGGAGAGAAGCCAGUUCGCGUUCAGCCCAGACGAAAGUUGGUUACGACUGAUCUCCUGUCAGCGGCCUCAGACUGGAAACUUCUUGUCGACUCAGUUAGUGCAAAGAUUUCUUUCCCUAGCUGUGUUGCACUUACCACCCUAAGACCAGAUAUAGUUCUGUACUCUACGAGUCGUAGGAUUGUAUUCUGGAUGGAGUUGACAGUUUGUGCUGAGGACAGAUUCAGUGUCAGUAACUCGCGGAAGGACAGGCGGUAUGCGGAUCUGGCCGAUCAAUGCCGAGCAAACGGGUGGCAGGUCGUUUCUUUUUCGGUUGAGUAAGACGUCUCUGCGAAGCAGCUACAUCAUCUGGUUGCGGCGUCAACAAAAACACUGGUCGGAAGAUCCACUUUUCUGAGGUACUGUAUGUGGGGCUCCGUUUAUUGAGGUGCGUUGAAAUUUAUUCUCUUUAUCUUAUUAUUUCUUUUCUAUAAUUUCCCCAUAUGAGUUCCUAUCAGUUGCUGUGAACACCUUGAGUGGAGAGCGCUUGCUCGAGCGUUGAACCGGGUUCUUAAUCCACCAUACCCAGUUCGCAAGGCUGGGCGGGGUUGUGAGCAGGCUUUCAUUUCAUCUUUUCUUAUUAUUUCUUAUUAUUUCUGCUUUUCAUCUCAUUACAAAAAUUCUGCGCUUUUUCUCCAUCUGCGCAUAAAAUCUAGACUGACAACCUGCUUGUUAAAUCAUGCACCUGCUUUCAGGCGUAAAAACCCUGUUGUAGAGGUCUCAGUCCUCAUUUGUUAGACUUACCUGUCUUUAUAAAUGUAACUUACUCUCUCUCUCUCUCUCUCGCUCGCUCUCUCUUUCUCUCUCUCUCUCUCUCUCUCUCUCUCUCUCUCUCUCUCUCUCUCUCUCUCUCUCUCUCGGAUAUAGCAUUGGGUAACAUUUGACAUAUUAGAGAGGUUCUGCAUAACGUAAUUACGUUCGUAAAAAACGUAGUCGAUCUACGGAAAGUCUUACGUAAACUGCAUGCGCAUCUGUGUUCCGCCAUACGGAGUUUUCAAAUCACAUUGCUGCCCUUGGCAACUCCGAAUGCGGCAGUGUACGACCAGGUCGACCUGAGGAGAGAGUCAUAAAUUUGUACCCCAAUCCACUUACGGACCAGCUACGUGAUCACAGCCCUAUCUACGUACUCUACGUAGACAACUAAAGUGGAGUGCAACUCGCGAAUUCACGGGUUUUCACGCCCACUAACGUAAAGUUGCUCAACUUUACGUAGUGCGGAACCUCUCUAUUAUGUCAUUUUCACGACAGUAUCGGCUUGGCCAGGAGCAACCAGUGUGCAUUAUCAGUAGAAUCCUACCCCUGUCAUCUGCGCACUAUUUGGGCAAGUAGCUUUAAAUGUGUGUUCUGACACUUGAUUACUCUGCAUCGUUCUCACAAUAUGAAUCACCCUUACAUCCCUGUAGUGAUGGCCGAAUAUUCUCUGUAUUUCGGUGUGUGUGUGUGUGCGUGCGCUUGUGUUUGUAUUGGCAGCCAGUGAGAUAAUUAUACCUACAUACAAAGGCAUGUAGCAUUAAAAGAGGGACGGGGGCAAGUGCUGUUCGGACACAAUGGCUAGGUUGGUCACAUUCCACAAUGGGAAUCACUGGGAAUCAUUCUUGCCCGUUUGUUUGGUCAUUCCGUUAGGUUGGUCCCAUUCCAGAAUUGGAAUCGCUGAGAAUGAUUCUUUUUGGAGAAUGAUCAUUCCACCUCGUUUGCUGGAAUGAGCAUUCUCAUCCCGGAAUAAAAAAUGAUAAUGGUUUCCAUGAGCCAAACAAUGUAGCAACAGGUUCAAGUGCCUCAAAUCAUGCACUCAGAAGUACCUUGACUCUCUCAAGGGAACUAGAGUCGGGUAAAAGAGAAGAGUGCCGCCGCUCCACAACGACAUCAUGGAAUUGUGAUGUCAAGUGAUUCCUAGUUGAUUCUGGCACGUUUGUUUGGUCAGGUGAUUCUUACCAAUUCCCAUUCCAGAAUGGUCAUUUACAUUCUGAAAAUGCCCAACCAAACGCAAAUGCAUGUAUCGGUAGACGGGUGUUUGUUCGAAGAAGAGGGUACGAGGGCGUGGAAAACUUACACAUUUUCAGUAUGAAUAGUUACGAUAGUACUCAAUCUGCGGACAGAACUGUUUCGUCCUUUGUAGACUCAUCAGCGCAGCACAGAGUUACAAUAGUAUCAAUGUUCAGUUCACGACUUGCCGGAAAGCCCUGUGAGUCAGUCAACUGGCAUUGCAACUAGUGGUGUGCACUGGUAGUCGGGUACCCGUGCUACCCGUGAGGACCUCGGGUAGACCGGUACAGAAUAGUGCCCGAAAACCCGAAGUCGCAGAUGACAUCAUGUACAGUGCACGUGUACAAAUUCAUGUAAUACUCCGCAUGUCUACCCAGUGUGUAAGGGAAGGGGUGCAUUGUGGUGUUACCAUGGAAACAUUACCCGGUCGGGUACCCGUGCUACCCGUGGAAAACUACCCGAACUCGAUACCCGAAGAAAAUGCUAGCCGACUCCACCCUAAUUGCAACAGUCCACAGUACAUGAUUGUGCAAGCUUGACAUGAUCCAGUCUCGUGGCACUGCAUAUUAGAGAGGUUUCGCUCUACGGAAUUUCGUAUGAAAAUAACGUAUGAACUGCACGGAAUUUUCAUACGUAAAAAUCAGAGCUGUUGGGUUUCGCUCUACGUGAUUUCUCCACGACUGCUAAACGUGCGUUGUUGCUGUGGAGACGCGUUGGCUGCACGCGCCCACCGCAUGCACCAUGAACCGAAACCGCGUUUUCCAUUAUAUUUUGCACGUGGUGUACGGUGUGUGUACCUUGUGUUUCGCGCGGCUUGAAUGUUGCCAUAGCAUGCCAUGGACAAAUGCGGAAAAUGCGAAAAAUAUUUCAAAAAGUCCUACGGAGGACCCAACGUAGGAAAGAGCUUUCCUACGGAAAUCCGUAGAGAGAUUUACGUAUGAAAGUUGCCCUCGCUCCCCGGCACGUACGACAUACGGAUUUUCAUACGUAAUUACGUAGAGCGAAACCUCCCUAUUCUUUGGAUGCACCUUCAUGCCUGCGGUUCAGAGAUUGUGUCUCAUACUAUUGUCUGACCGCAAUGUGUACUCAGCCGGCCAUUUUAUCUCGAUUACUUCUCGUUUUCAGUUCAUGCUGCUGAAUGGUUCCUGAUGCAUAGAUAUCGUGAGCUCUGUGACUGUCUACUAGUAUACAACCGUGCACUCUCUCUCUCUCUCUCUCUCUCUCUCUCUCUCUCUCUCUCUCUCUCUCUCUCUCUCUCUCUCUCUCUCUCUCUCUCUCUCUC
Messenger RNA from Sycon ciliatum, 5017 nucleotides. RefSeq lists its product as uncharacterized. The coding region runs from base 13 to 2034 and encodes 673 amino acids. The record is from RefSeq and is a predicted model, not a curated record. The transcript has 2 exons. NCBI's taxonomy places the organism in Eukaryota, Metazoa, Porifera, Calcarea, Leucosolenida, Sycettidae.